Molecule: messenger RNA, 4409 nt
Organism: Amphiprion ocellaris (clown anemonefish)
Lineage: Eukaryota; Metazoa; Chordata; Actinopteri; Pomacentridae
Gene: arhgap28
Product: Rho GTPase activating protein 28
Exons: 15
Coding region: 2388-4313 (641 amino acids)
Biological process (GO): regulation of actin filament polymerization; signal transduction; regulation of small GTPase mediated signal transduction
Cellular component (GO): cytoplasm
Molecular function (GO): GTPase activator activity
Source: RefSeq, a predicted model, not a curated record
GGAGGCGGGAGGGGGGUUUAGAGGGAAAUACACAGUGACACAAACAUACAAAAAACAUACAUAAAAACACACAAACAUACACAAAAUAUACAUAAAAACACACAAAACAUACACAAAAACACACCAACAUACACAACACAUACAUAAAAACACACAAAACAUACACAAAACAUACAUAAAAACACAAAACAUACACAAAAACAGAAUGUACAUAAAAACACAAAACAUACAUAAAAAAUACAUAAAAAUACAAAACAUACAUAAAAACACACAAACACACAAAAUAUACAUAAAACCACACAAAACAUACACAAACAUGCACAAAAAAUACACAAAACAUACAUAAAAAUACACAAAGACAAAAACAUGCACAAAAAACAUAAAACAUAACCAAAAACACAAAAUAUACAUAAAACAUACAUGAAAACACACAAAACAUACAUAAAGACACACAUUGUUACGGCUGUGGCCGUAUUUUUGUUAAUGUGUUUGUAGUUCUGAAAUGUUUUGUUGUCUGGGAGUGGGUUUCUGUGUUUGUUUGUAGAUCUUUGUUUUGUCCUUGUGGUUUGUUUCGUCCUGUUGGUUGGUAGUGGGUGUUCUGUGUUUGUGGAUCUUUGUGUGCAGGAGCUGAUUGGUGGCAAGGCGGACCCAGCGCUGAUUGGCUAUAACCCAUUUUAAAUCUUGGCGGCCGGCAGUGAUGAUGGGGAACCUCUCUGACAGCAGCACCCUGUGGUUUUUCCCAGACUCCAAACUUUGUGACUUGAUACCCGUGUUUUCUGAUUAGAUUAAGAUAGUGUGUUUUUUUUUGUUUGUUAGACUUAGGUUCAUUUUUGUAGAAGCUGUGGUUUUGUUGGGUAGGAUCUUUUGUUUGAGUGCUAUAAUGCCUCUUUAGUUUGUAUCCAAUUGUUUUGUUUGUUUUCUUUUUUUUUGCUUGAAUGAAUAGCCCAUGUGGUGGCCUCUUUUAUUUUUGUAAAUAGUGUAAAUAAACCCUUUUGUAAUUUUUCUACAAACUGUUCAUUGUUUUUUUGGGGACUGGGAAAAUAUUCCACCUUAUUUUAUUUUAUUUUAUUUUUUUUAAAACAAACAUUAUGCUACACACCUUCCCCCUAGACGGGUGCGUAACACACAUAAAAACACACAAAACAUACAAAAAACAAAACAUACACAAACACAAAAUAUUCAUAAAAACUAUAUGAAAACACACAAAACAUGCAUAAAAACACAAAACUUACACAAACCAUACAUAAAAUCAAACAAAACAUACAUGAAAACACACAAACAUACACAAAACAUACAUAAAAACACACAAAACAUACAUAAAAACACACAAAACAUACACAAAAAUACACAAAACAUACAUAAAAACACACAAAAACACAAAACAUACACAAAAACAGAAAAUAUACAUAGAACAUACAUGAAAACACACAAAACGCAUAUAAAAAUUAACAAAACAUACAUAAAAAAACAAAAAGUACAUAAAACACAAAACGUACAUAAAAACACAAAAAAUACAUAAAACCACACAAACAUACAAAAAACAAAAAUAAAACAAACAUAAAGACAAACAAACAUACACCAAAAAUACACAAAAAAUAUCGAUAAACACACAAAAUACACAAAGUAUAACCCGGAGAACGGUUCCUGAGAGAACCUAAAAAGUCCUUGAGAGUAGCGUUUAUUUAAGGUUAUUAAAGGUUCUCUGAAGGUUUGAGAAAGAAGAACUGUUCUUAAAAAAACUCUUUCUAAAAGGUUCUCUGUGGUUCUGCAGUGUCACAGUGAGGAACCAUCUAGGUUCCAGGUAGAUCCCGUGUUGUUGAGAGUGAGGAACCAUCUUUGGUUCCAGGUAGAACCUGUGUUGUUGAGAGUGAGGAACCAUCUUUGGUUCUAGGUAGAAUGCGUGUUGUUGAGAGUGAAAAACCAUCUUUGGUUCCAGGUAGAACCCGUGUUGUUGAGAGUGAAAAACCAUCUUUGGUUCCAGGUAGAACCCGUGUUGUUGAGAGUGUGGAACCAUCUUUGGUUCUAGGUAGAAUGCGUGUUGUUGAGAGUGAAAAACCAUCUUUGGUUCCAGGUAGAACCCGUGUUGUUGAGAGUGAGGAACCAUCUUUGGUUCUAGGUAGAAUGCGUGUUGUUGAGAGUGAAAAACCAUCUUUGGUUCCAGGUAGAACCCGUGUUGUUGAGAGUGAGGAACCAUCUUUGGUUCUAGGUAGAAUGCGUGUUGUUGAGAGUGAAAAACCAUCUUUGGUUCCAGGUAGAACCCGUGUUGUUGAGAGUGAGGAACCAUCUUUGGUUCCAGGUAGAACCCGUGUUGUUGAGAGUGUGGCUCCUCCCACCGGGUUCCUCCUGUCUGCUGUCAGAUCUUCAUCAGCAGCCGGACUGAGCGAAGGAUGCUAUCGUCUUCAUCCACCACCUCCUCCAUGCUGCCGUCACAUGACACAGUGACCUCUGACCGCCGAUGUGUUGCCAUGGAAACGUACUGGAGGGAAGUGCACAGCAUCGAGGAGGAAAAGGAGGGAGAAGAAGAGGAGGAGGAGAGGAAGAGUAUGGACGAGGUGGAGCUGGAGGAGGCGUGGCUGACGGAGGCGGGGCUAUCCUCCCUGGUGACUGGCUCGGUGGCGGCAGAGGAAACGCUGCCGCCGGCCGAGGUGCUGCUGUCCACGUUGACCCGGCAACAGGUGACCACGGUGAGGAGGAGGCUGGACAACUACAACGAGACGCUGAAGAAGAGAAACAGGCAGCCAAUCAGAGACGUCCGUGACGUCUUCACUGAGCCUGACGAUGACUCAGCAGACAGAUGCCCCUCCCCUCCCUCCCAUCAUGCCGAGUCACCUCCGAGUCAUCACCACACCACCACCAAGACCAUCCGCAGGAACGCUCACAGAGUGCGACCGACUCUUCCUAUGUUUGUUUAUGAGGAUCAACUACCUGAACAUCCAUCAUCACCCACCAACACACACUCUCCCACCAACACACACUCACCCACACUCACCCCCUCCCCUCCUCACACACACCUGCCGCCCACCGGUCGAUUGAGACGAGCUGAUUGGCUGUUGCGGGACACUCCAUACUCAGAGGGCGUGUCUGAGCACAAAAGGGGCGGGACUUGCUGGGACUGCCUGCGUUUCCAUGGAGAUAACAACAGCGAGCUGCAGUUUGUACCUGUCUCUCCCUCUGAGGGUCUCACCUGUGCAGACGACCUCUCAUCAUGUGACCUCACCCGGCUCGGCUUCAUCUCCCACAUCGAGGUCUCCACCUUCCUGCUCGCUCUGGGUGUCCAAACCAAACGCACUCGCCCGCCGCGCCGCAGGACCCGGGACUCUGGAGUGUUCGGUGUUCCUCUAAACUCACUGCUGGAGAAUGACAAGAAGAAAUUUCCUGGAGUCAAAGUUCCUGUGGUCUUCCAGAAGUUGUUGUGUAUCUUGGAGCAGACUGGGCUGCAGACAGAGGGGAUCCUCAGAGUUCCAGGAUCAGCUGCUAGACUGAAGUACCUGCGCAGAGAGCUAGACAGGUGUAGCGGAGCCUUCGACUGGUCUGCAGUGAGACAGGUGGACGCUGCAGGUUUGCUGAAGCUCUUCAUCAGAGAGCUGCCAACACCUCUGCUGACUCAUACUCACCUGUCUACCUACCGCUCCCUGCUCGGUGUGUCCUCUGAGGUCCAUCAGGUUCAAGCUCUCCAGCUGCUGUCACUGCUGCUGCCUGAAGUCCACAGAGACACUCUGAGAGCCCUGCUGGUCUUCCUCCGCAAGGUGGUCUUUCAUCAGGACCAGAACCGCAUGUCUGUGUGGAACGUCUCCAUGGUGAUGGCACCCAACCUGUUCACCUGCUGUCACCGUGGCAACAAGUCCUCCAUCGCUAAGCAACGAGAGGAGAUGGAGGAGGCGGUGGGAGCGGCUCGACUCAUCCGGCUGAUGAUCACACACCAGGACCUGCUCUGGACCGUACCCACCUUCCUGCUGUUGCAGGUGAGACACAUGAACCAGGUGUCCAAUCAGAAGCAGCUCGGCCUGAGCAGGACGACGAGACGACUGCUGAGGAGGAGGAACGACAAGAACGACAGAAACCAGGUCACGGAGCUGUGUGAAGGUGUGAUCCGGGUGCAAGCCCCUCGACACACCAAGGUUUCCAUGGCGAUACAGCUGGACGAACAGAUGACGGCCAGAGACGUGACGUCACGCUUCGAGUGCGAGGACACUCCUGUUCAGCAUCUGUAUGAGGUCGGAGGAAACAUCUGUGAGCGCCGUCUCCAUCCAGACUGUCUUCUAUUGGACGUCUACAGAGUCAACCCUCACUGUGAUUGGUUGAUCAAACCUUGACAACCUGUCUCACCUGAGUGGCGUCCCGGCUGGUCCCUGAUCAGUGUUAUUGAUGAUGUGACUGUAAACCCUAUUAAAGCUGAGCUGCUCUCUGUC